CUAAUGUUAAUACUCAAAAGUCAAACGAUUUCAAUCCCUAUUUAGCUAUUUAUUAUUCUGCAAAACGGAAGAUUUUUAAUUUUACAAUAAUUUCUGAAACAUAAUACGAUUUUGCCCUUUGAAUGGCGAAUAUUCCAAAUGAACAAGAAUCCUGUAUAUAAUUAGAUCUUCGUGUUUUUAUUUCCUAGUUACUACGAUGUCAUCUUCGACUAGCAACAAGAAAGAAUCUUUUGAAGAGUUUUAUUCUGAGGUUAAAGAAAUUGAAAAAAGGGAUUCCGUUUUAACUCCUAAGCAACAAAUUGAAAGGUUACUUCGGCCAGGAUCUACCUAUUUUAAUUUAAAUCCAUUUGAAGUCUUGCAAGUAGAGCCAGAUGCCUCUCUUGAUGAAAUUAAAAAAAAAUAUAGACGUCUUUCAAUUCUGGUACAUCCUGAUAAAAAUAUGGAUGAUCUUGAGCGAGCUCAACAGUCAUUUGAGAUAGUGAAUCGUGCAUGGAAGACCUUAGAAAAUGAGGACACUAGAAAGAAAUGCUUGGACAUUUACCAAGAAGCAAAAGAAAGGACUGAACAUAUGAUAGAGCAGAAACGCAAGAAACAAAGGAAAGAAGGCCGUACUGACGAGCCGAUACCAGAAGAUGAUCCGGAUAAAUUUAAGCAUGCUGUCUAUGUUAUGACUAUGAAGCUCUUUGCUGAUAUGGAGAGAAAAAGGCAACACCUAGAAACAAGAGAUAUGGAAGAGAGAAAACGGAAACGGGAAUCAGAAAUCGAGCAAGAGGAGCAAAUGUCUUUUGAGAAAGAGUGGGCUAAGAACUUUGAAGAGUCUCGUCAAAACCGUGUCGACAGUUGGAAAACUUUUCAAUCGUCGAGUGGAAAAGAGAAGAAAAAGAAGAAAAUUAUGGGGUUCAAACCCCCUAAACCAAAACCUGAGAGUAGAUAAGAUUUAGUUUUCUUUAAUUAAUUUUAACUGUUUUCUGGUAAGCUAGUAAUUAGGAUUUUGUCUGAAUAAAAACAUACUCAGGAAUUGAUAAAUAUAAUUUCAGAUUUCACGCUGAAUCUUUGAAGACGUCAUUAAAACAGUUUUUUAACGCUAUUUUCAUUAAGCCGAUGUAUUCUUUAGUUUAAACACUGUAUUAUGUAUAUAGAUUUUCUCAAUGUUAGACUUUUUUUACACUUUGUAUUAAAAUACGCGUAAUUGUAUUUUUUUGUAACUACCCUCAUUUUUUAUUUAAUAUAAAAAUAUCGGUGUUAUGUUUUUGUUAAAUCGAAGUACUUAUAGAAAAUUCCUAAGGUGUGUCUUACAAGAACGUAAUUUAAAUAAUAGCAAUAAUUUUAAAGAAAGAAAUGUUCUGCUAACUUCCAGCCUUUUAAUAGUUUAAGAAUAGAAAAACGUAAGCAACAUAUUUUUGUCUCCUAUUACUUUGUCAUGUUAAUCAUCUAAGUGUGUGAUCAGCCCAGCGAGUGGUGAUCGAUUUUCAACUUACAUUCAAAUGUACAAUUUGAGUACCGGCAAAGAUGUCAAACUUCUUAGAAAAUAGUUUGACGUUCUAGAAAACGUUGAGUCAGUGAAAAUGAAAAAUGCAGGCGUCAGGCGGUCACCAAUAUCACGAUAACUGUAUCGAUAUAUAUUAUAUCAAUUGGUUGUACUUCACUUCCUAUAGAUAUAGACUUCAAAAUCGCCAGUAGUCAGAAGAUCAUUCUUCUGAGUAGACGUGUUUCGCAAUAAUGAAUGAAAUGAAAAGUAAGGCCUGAAUUGUAAUACAGACCAAACUUUAAGUUAUCUUAAUAUAGCAUUAAGGUAAGUUCAUUUGUUCAGUAUUUUGUUAAAAUAGUGAUCCAACGUCGUACUCUGAGUGUUCAUCCAAUCAACACGCACACACACACAGUCAAUAUUAACAGAUAAUGAUGUAUCACAAAAUCUAGAUUUUAUAUCUAUAUUUAUUUAUGCCGCCAUUAUACAUCACGUGAUCUCAAUGAUCACGGUAUGUAUUGAACGUCUGACCUCUGUCAUAACCAAGUGUUAAUGCACACAUAAAAAUACAAUACGUAUUAUUAUAUUGUUAUUGGUACAGGAAUCGAACGGAACUUGAGAAUCAUGAAACCACUAAGUCAAUCUCAUUUGUAUGUUUUAAUAUAAAUAAUAUAUUUAAAUUAAGUAAAUUCAAAUUUACUAGGCCGAAUAAGCUUGUAAAAUAAUAUGGGGAUUAGGCAUUUCAUUUUACCUUGUAUAUUUUGUUUUCUCUUUAUCUCUAAUAGAUGGCGCUGCUUCUAUAUCGUUAAAUGAUGUGCAUUACACAAAAUAUUGAAAUGUAUAUGCAACUAUUUCAAAAUAUUACCAAUUAACCAAGUUAAUUUUUAAUUUUAUCGAAAUUAUUCUUUUAACAUAAUAAAAAGUGGAUAGUCACAGAUUAGUAAAGUUUUCAAUAUUCUACAGACAAGAUAUACUAAAAAAAUAUUGCUUAUUCAUAAACUCAACUUUAUUCAGGUAAACUUAUGAAUGUCAACAAAAAAUAUGUGUAAAUUGAUACUAAAUUUACAUUUACAACCAGUUCGCAAGUCAAGGGCAAAAAGAACUGCUAAAAAACUCUUCGCCAAUCUUUUUUAUCGCCAAGUCUUAACCCAUAAAAACUCGAGCAAAUCAAUCCCAUGGAUUAGGAUCAUUUAAAUGAUCUUCAAAUGUAUAAUAAGCUUUUUUGCUUAAUUUAAAACUCAAUCAAUGUUGUUGCAGUAACUAAACUCCCUCGUCUUUUCCGUCCAACUGUAUUUACACUAUGAUGAAAAGGUGGUCACAUUACCUUGAGUUUUGUUGUAUUGUUUUACUAAGUGCGUAAUCACAACUUAAUGUUCCUAAUUUGAAUAUAACGAGAAUAGAAAAUUUUCUAACGUGUUUUUAGAACAACGCCAUCUGUCAAUAAGCGAAGAAAUCGGACCCCGUUUAUUUUAUAUUUUAUUCGUAAGCCGUGAUAUGUUUAAAUAUGUCGUAAUUGAAGUAAAUUUGUUUAAGAAUUUUAUUUAUGUCUA
Messenger RNA from Pieris rapae (cabbage white), 3015 nucleotides. It is a transcript of the gene DnaJ-21, whose product is annotated as dnaJ homolog subfamily C member 8. The coding region runs from base 197 to 934 and encodes 245 amino acids. The transcript is spliced from 6 exons. NCBI's taxonomy places the organism in Eukaryota, Metazoa, Arthropoda, Insecta, Lepidoptera, Pieridae. Gene Ontology annotation, cellular component: nucleus. The record is from RefSeq and is a predicted model, not a curated record.